Molecule: messenger RNA, 1257 nt
Organism: Colletotrichum spaethianum
Lineage: Eukaryota; Fungi; Ascomycota; Sordariomycetes; Glomerellales; Glomerellaceae
Product: putative transcriptional regulatory protein
Exons: 2
Coding region: 1-1257 (418 amino acids)
Biological process (GO): DNA-templated transcription
Cellular component (GO): nucleus
Molecular function (GO): DNA binding; zinc ion binding
Source: RefSeq, a predicted model, not a curated record
AUGAUCCAGCCUUACCUCCCGUUCUUGCCGAGCAGCAAGGCGCUGAUCCAGGACUAUUUGGCACAGUGCCCUGGUCUUCUUCGCGAAGCUUUUGUUGAAGCUCUUUCGGGAACUAUUCAUUCUUUCCCUUCUUUCCAGUCGGGCACCCCUGGAGAUGUUCGCCUCGCCCACACACUACUGGUAGAAUGGGAGGCUAGUGACUCCACAGCACGAAGUCCUGUUGCGAACCUGGUUUUCCUUCAGACCCUCCUCCUGAUGAUUAUUGAGGCAGACAACCGACCUUUGGGCUCCAUCGGUGCACCCAAAGAAUCACUCCUCGGGAGAGCAGUGGCGAGUUCCAAUGCCCUGAAGCUCUAUCAGGCUAAGGCGGACUUGUCCGAGGCUGAAGCUGGAUCAGAUACCGAGAGUCAGCUUCGCGUCAGAAUCUGGUGGUCAUUGGUCAUGCUUGACCGAUGGAACGCACUGGGCGCUGCAGUGCCCUCAUUGAUUCGUGACGAGAGCGUCGUUGUUUCAUCCAGCUUAAGAGUGGUUGUUGGAGAGGUCCAAUAUCUAUUGAUCCGCGCCUCAAAGUUUUUGAGCCGUGCAUCGGUUAUGAUCACCAACUUCCAAGAACCCUUGAAUUCGACCUUUGCCGAUCGUAUGGUAGGCUCUUUCAUGGACGCCUGGGUAGAGGACUUCCGUGAGGACCUGCCCGCUCACAUUGAGGCUGGCUCAUAUCCUGUCGUCCAUUUAGUCUACUGGCACUGUCGCUUGCUAGCUUACCUGCUCAACCCCUCCGCCAAAUCGACGGAUGCCCUCUGGCCUAGCCAGGAGUUGAUUAACUUACUCGUCAGCCACUCACAACUCAUCACGCCCUUGCACCAUCAUUUCACUGUGCUUGCUGUCUUGACGCUGAUUGAGCUUGCAAAGGUGGACAGGACAAAGGAGGAUGCUACACGGCUUCUUAGUGAAUACCGUGAUUCGUCACUGCCAGCGUCAGUCUUUGACGGCUUGGUCCGGGACAAAAUUGCCGACCACCUGCGUCCGUCUACUAGUACCGCUGCGGCUUCGGCUCCGUCAGCAAUGGAGGCGGCUGCAAGUCAGGGUCUACAACAUUUGGCCGAUUUGGCGACGCUCUCAUCGGCCGCCGUGGAUAAGACAGAGGGCAACCACACAUACCGCACCGCACCGAACUAUGAAGAUAUGGGCUUCGACCCUCGGCCACUUUUACUUGUCGGUUACCUCAAUGUUGUCCGUGCAACCCAGCAGACAGCUUAG